Messenger RNA from Corvus hawaiiensis (hawaiian crow), 1808 nucleotides. RefSeq names its product R3H domain containing 4 (gene R3HDM4). Gene Ontology annotation, molecular function: nucleic acid binding. Bases 140 to 913 code for a protein of 257 amino acids. The record is from RefSeq and is a predicted model, not a curated record. NCBI's taxonomy places the organism in Eukaryota, Metazoa, Chordata, Aves, Passeriformes, Corvidae. The transcript is spliced from 8 exons.
GUGACGUCACUUCCCGCGGGCGGUGCCGGGCCCGAUGCCGCCGGUGCGGGCCGGGGGAGGAGGAGGAGGCGGAGGGGAGUCCCGGUCCUGGUUCUGGUCCCCGUCCCGGUCCCGAUCCCCAUCCCAGUCCUAGCGGGCCAUGGUGGUGCUGCGGGGCGGCGCGGGCCCUGAGGAGCCGUUCCCGAGGAUCGAGGACUGCCUGCCCCCGCUGGAGGACUCCCCGUCCAAGCGGUUCUCGCCGUCCAAGAGGAAGCAGUAUUACAUCAACAAGGCCAUCCGCAACUCCGACCUCAUCCCGAGGGCCAAGGGCCGCAAGAGCCUCCAGAGGCUGGAGAACACUCGCUACCUGAUGACACUCCUGGAGCAGGAUGACUGUGGGAGCGAUGAGGGAGAGCUCACCCACUCAGCCACCCCCAGCAUCUUCACCGAGGCCUGUAACAACGAGACCUACAUGGAGAUCUGGAACGACUUCAUGAACCGGUCGGGAGAAGAGCAGGAGCGGGUCCUGCUCUACCUGGAGGAGGAGGCCAGGAAGAAGCACAGGAGGAAGCUGCCUGUCAAGAAUGAAGACAAGUGGAAAGAGCUCCCAGCCUACACACCCCAGGAGUGCUUCCAGCGCAUCAGCCGCCGCCUCCGCGCCACCCUGAAGCGGGGCCGGAUCCCCAUGGGGACGCUGGAGGGGCUGGAGGAGGAGCUGCUGGCCUUCUUCUCUGUCACCCCCCACUCCGUUUACACGGCACUGAUGGACAACAGCUUCGAGCGGCUCCUGCUCCACGCGCUCUGCCAGUACAUGGAUCUCGUCUCUGCCAGUUCGGACAUCGAAGGGAAACGUCAGAUGAAAGUGAGCAACAAACACCGCGUGUUCCUGCCCCCCGAGCUGCUGCUCUCAGACUACCUGGGGCAGAUGAGCUGAUGCCCCGACAGCUGCCCUGCCCCUCCUGUGUCCGCUGCAGCCUCUCCCGGCCCUGCAGCCCUCAGACCCUCGGCCUUUCCCCUGCUCCAGCAGCCGGUGCCCAGCGGGGCAGAGCCAGGGGCUUGUGGCUGUGGCCCCUCGGGAUGCUGGGACCGGCUGUGCCCUGCCCGACAUUGCUGCGGUUGUGGAGCAGGUGCCUCUCGCCCACCCCGCUCCCUGUGCAGCCCUCCUGGAACUGUUUGUGUGUCUAUUUAUAACCCAGGUGUUUUUAAAAAUAAUCAAGCGGGGCCAGCCCCACUCUGGCGCUGACGCUCGUGGGGUGAUCUCGGUCCAGAUUUUUCUGCGGUGAAACAGCUCCUGGCGGCUGCUGAGCAAUCGCUGAGCUGGCGGAAGAGCCUGGGGGCUGCCGCGUUCUGGCACCCGCAGCCCUGCACCCACGGGGUGUCCAGGGGGGCUCGGCCCCCUUGGGCAGGGCGGGGUGUGGGGAGCUCUGGGUGCUCUUGCUGCACACCCUGUGCCCUGCCCGCAUGACGGGGCUGUUUUUAUUGUAAUAUAGCUUGUGUUUUUUAUCACGUGUGUGUAUAUUUACAUGUGUGUGUGUGCGUGGUGGAGGGGUGCAGCCCCCCUCAGGGCUCUCCCUGCUUGUCCACAGCUGCCAUGGGGGCAGAUGGGGCACUUCGAGGGUCCCUCUGUGUUCCCCCAUGUCCCUGGCAUGUGCCAAGGGUUGUUCGUAGGGUGUGCCCUGGGGGGUCUUCACUGGUUGCUCUGUCCCGUGACGACACUGACUGCCAUUAACCGUGGGGACCCCCAGACCCAGGGGAGCCCCUCGCGCCUCCUUUGCUGGUGUGACUCGGGUACGGGCAUGUUCAGGAACAAUAAAGACGGUGCUCCCGUG